AUGGGUGCCUACAAGUAUUUGGCCGAGUUGGCUAACAAGAGGCAAUCCGAGGUCUCCCAAUUCUUGAGCCGAGUCUCAUGCUGGAACUACCGACAGCUCGCCGUCAUCCACCGAGCUGCCCGACCCUCCCGACCUGACAAGGCCAGGCGAUUGGGAUACAAGGCCAAGCAGGGUUACGUCGUGUACCGUGUCCGAGUCAGGAGGGGUAACAGGAAGAAGCAGGCCCCCAAGGGUGCUACUUACGGUAAGCCCGUUAGGCAGGGUAUCAACCACCUCAAGUCUCCUCGAGGCUUGAAGGCUACUGCCGAGGAGCGUGUUGCCCGAAGGUGUGGUAACCUCCGAGUGCUCAACUCUUACUGGGUCAACCAGGACGGUGUCUACAAGUACUUUGAAGUCAUCCUCGUCGACCCCUCCCACAAGGCCAUCCGCCGAGACGCCAAGAUCAACUGGAUCGCCAACCCCGUCCACAAGCACCGAGAGACCCGAGGCCUUACCGCCGAGGGCAAGAAGAACCGUGGUCUCGGCAAGGGUUCCAAGCACAACCACAACCCCAAGAAGGCUACCUGGAGGAAGCACAACACCCUUUCUCUCCGACGAUACCGUUAA
Molecule: messenger RNA, 606 nt
Organism: Cryptococcus wingfieldii CBS 7118
Lineage: Eukaryota; Fungi; Basidiomycota; Tremellomycetes; Tremellales; Cryptococcaceae
Product: 60S ribosomal protein L15-A
Exons: 5
Coding region: 1-606 (201 amino acids)
Biological process (GO): cytoplasmic translation
Cellular component (GO): ribosome; cytosolic large ribosomal subunit
Molecular function (GO): RNA binding; structural constituent of ribosome
Source: RefSeq, a predicted model, not a curated record